This is a messenger RNA of Paralichthys olivaceus (Japanese flounder), 675 nucleotides long. The record is from RefSeq and is a predicted model, not a curated record. Lineage: Eukaryota; Metazoa; Chordata; Actinopteri; Pleuronectiformes; Paralichthyidae.
GCUCCUCUGCUCGUCCGCAGUACAAGGCCUCGGUGACGCCGUGGGUGGGGCUCCGGAAAAUCAACGUGUCGUACUGGUGCUGGGAGGACAUGUCUCCCUUCACCAACACCACCCUGCAGUGGCUGCCCGGAGAGCCCAGUGACGCCGGGUUCUGUGGGUACCUGGCCGAGCCGGCGUCCAGCGGACUGAAAGCUCAGACUUGCAUCAACCCGGUGAACGGCAGCCUGUGUGAACGACCAGCCAACCACAGCGCCAAGCAGUGCCGGACGCCGUGCGCCAUGAGAACCACCUGCAGCGAGUGCACGAGCAGCAGCAGCUCGGAGUGCAUGUGGUGCAGCAACAUGAAGCAGUGCGUCGACUCCAACGCCUACGUGGCCUCCUUCCCCUUCGGACAGUGUAUGGAGUGGUACACCAUGAGCUCCUGUCCACCGGAAAACUGCUCCGGGUACAGAACCUGUGGCCAGUGUCUGGACCAGCCGGGCUGCGGUUGGUGCACCGACCCCAGUAACACGGGCAAAGGUCAGUGCAUCGAGGGCUCGUACCGCGGGCCCUUCCAGACGUCUGUCCCGGCCCCGUCCACCCUGCCCGGUCUGCUCACCAGCUCUCAGCCGGCCCUCAACGUCAGCAUGUGUCCCAGUGAGGCCAAAUACAACUGGUCCUUCAUCCACUGCCCAG